Molecule: messenger RNA, 6089 nt
Organism: Malurus melanocephalus (red-backed fairy wren)
Lineage: Eukaryota; Metazoa; Chordata; Aves; Passeriformes; Maluridae
Gene: VXN
Product: vexin
Exons: 8
Coding region: 4191-4790 (199 amino acids)
Biological process (GO): neurogenesis; neuron differentiation
Source: RefSeq, a predicted model, not a curated record
AAAAAAAAAAAAAAAAGAACAGUUAACACUGAAUAACUUGCUCUUCUGACCUUUUCACCUUAAGGAAGAUUAAUGGUGGUAUAGAUUAGAGCAUAUCCCCUGAUGAGGGUCUCAAUGUUCAGGGAUUCAGAAAGACAGAGAAAGUCAUUUCACCUCUAGGUCACCAGCACAGACCUGUGGUGUCUCACUAGUGACCACUAGAUGAUUGCUCAGUAGUUUAUGUGCAAGAGUUGGUGGUCAUAAUCCAUUUUCCAAUGGACAGGUCCCUGCAUCAUGAAAGCUGUCACCAUGUGCUUAUCCAAGCAGCAAGAAAUGGGAAUUAACAUGAACUGCCUGAAUUGCAUUUCCCUUGCACUACUAAAAUCUCAGAGCCUCUGUAACACGUAUUUCAAUGAAUCAGUCCCUCUCCAUGAAGGGUUGAAGCCGUGCUGGUGCCAUGCUGUGAGCGGUGGCACCUCAGUGUUCCCUUCUGGAGGGCUGCAGCCUCUGCUCCCACCUCUGGAUCACACAAGUCCCAUCCAGGCACACUCACUUGCAUUUAGGACAUCCUUAAAUGACAUGUCCCCAUUCAUGUAGCCAUUUCCCAAGAUUAGUUCUUGGUGUGGUCAAGCUUGUGUGCAUCAUACCUACUGUACUUGUAUUUUAAAUGGAAGACCUGAAGUUAGGACUCCUCAGUUGAUAAAACUGAGCACAGACCUGGUGGGCAGAUUUUGGCAUUAAAGURACUGUUUGUGACUUCUCGUGUCAGAAAUUAUAAUGUCACCAAUGAUAAAGCCCAAUUCGGGGGUCUGCCCAACAGAUGUGAGCUAAAACCACAAUGUGCCAAACAAAGGCAGGGCAGGGCUGGCUGAUGGGUGCUGAAGGUCUGAGCGUGUCCUUCACCAGAGACAUCUGCAUGCACAGCAAGCCAGGCAUUGGGAAAAGCUGGAAUGUGUGCAGAAAUAUGAGAACAGUUGCUCACAGCUGAGGUGUUGAGGCUGAGUAUAUAACACGGUGACAUGAUACAGAGAGAAAAAAUUGGAGCACUGGGAUCUAGGAGCCUACUGCUUUUGGCUGACCAAGUUAAGAGGAUAUAGAAACAUCAGAAUUUAGGGGGACAUCUAAGAUGAGAAUAUGCAUUCUAAAAAUAUUGUAAAAACCUGAAGGAUGAGGAAUCUAGACUUACGUAGUUAUUAAGGAGAAAAUGCAGUGUCCAUUGCAAGGCCCACAAAAACUCCUUCCUGUUCCCUUUUUUUUUUCUCCCAGGGUUAGUUCUGUACAGUACUUUCCUAGUGGUGGACUGAGCAACUGAUCACAAGUAGAACUGAAUUAAUAAAGGCAAAUGCUUAAGUGUAAAGGCUAASAGGAGAGAGGAAAAGGACAAGUAAAGAUCAUCAGUUCUGCGAAAAUCAGAUAUCUCAGAGGCUGCUGCGUGACUUGAAAAGUACUGACCUCUAUGUAGCUUAUAAGCUUGAAAAUCCUCUCCUAUGUAUUUGCAGCAUUAAUUCCUCUUGUUAUCUGAGGUGAUCUACUUUAAUCAGAUUCCUACAAACAAGUCAAGUACUUACAGCAGGAGAUCUUUGACACCCGUACAGGCAGCGCCAGUGRAGAGGACAAAGACCGAACCAGCAGGGAAAGCAGAUAAAUCACCUCAUCUCGGCAAAAAGUGUUUUAGGAUUAUUGGCAUCAGAGUUUCCCCCCUCUAGACUCUUACCUGUAUGCUCUAUGGUAUUUGACAUGCUGAUUGCACAAAAGAUACCUCAAAAUCAUCCCAUUUCAAAUAAACAGCAAUUCUGAAGCCUCCUCUCUCACAGUGCCAUCUCUGUGCUACCUUGCUUCUUCACACAGGCCCCAAACUUAGGUCUGGAUCAAAAUUUGAUCCUGCUUUUGUGCCUUAAGUGCAGCUUCUACUUCCUAUUUUUUAAGUUGCUAGUCCCGUGGUCUCUGAGUCCAAAUAAUGAUGGUCCUUGUUUUAAAUUUAAUCUCAUUUUCACACAGCACUUAAGCCAGAGGAGGCAAUGCCAUCUGAUACCCUCCAAAGACCUUUCAUCCCCACAGAGCACAUGUGUUGCAUGUGGCAAAAGGAGCUUGAUGGCUGUGUGAGGACACUCUAGAGACAUGUAAGGUGACAGUUCAGCUUGCCUUAUUCUUUAKACUUAUCCACCAGAGAAAUCCUAAGUAUUUUGUGCCUGGUUACCCAAGAGUAGAUUUUACUGCAUAUGGCAUGAGACCCAGUAUGCAACUGAAGCAAGAGGGCCACCACUACCUAAACCCAGAAACCAUAGGACAAGCAUUUAUUAAAGUGCUUGUUUGCCCAAAAAUUGUUAUGUUUAUAGCAGGAUCCAAUAGUCAAAAUAAUCUUAAAAUCUUCUAAAGGAAAAAAUUGGGAGUGAAAARCCCCUAUCUAUAAACCAUUGUGCUUUAUCAGGGGAAUAAAGACCUCACUGACCAAUUGGCUUGGAAAAUUAAUAAAUUGAGGACAAAUGUAAUUAAAGAUUAGCAUCUAAAUAAACUAUUGUUGUCACAGUCUGCUUUGGACAUAUCGCUCCUUUGUUGACAUUUUUAAUGCUUUCUGUGGAUUACCAGUACACAACCAGUAUAUGAAAGCUUGUUAAGCCUCCACGUGCUCAACCUGGCCAUGGCUUUAAUACUGGCUUAGUGCAAUCCCUGCUGCUGGCACAAACUCUGCAGGGCUUGAACCUUGUGGUGCUGGGCAUUGUGUUUCUACCUAAUCAUCAUAUGGACUUACUCAAGUGUGUUUUACAGGCUUAAGCCAAAUUUGUGAAUGCCCAAUUAUCUAUAUGUAACUUUUUGAAGAGAAGCCAACCAGACUGGUGGUUUUUUYCUUUCUUUUUUUCAGAAUCCUGCCAUAUCUUUCUGUUACUAGUGGGGGAUGCUUUCAGCCUGAUUUUUAGGUCUGGCUGGUAUUUCCUUUCCCAAUCAGCAGAGAAGCCUGUGCACUCAUCUUUUCAAACUGUACAAUUCUUGCAUCUCUGUCUCCUGGUUCCCUGUAGUGAAUUUAAAGUUCAAAAUGUUUUUCAAAUGCCUUGAUCUUAUUCUCAUCCCAGAAAAAUCUGUUACAGCAGCUUCUAGACAGAUGCAAAUUCAAAUGUCACUAUUGAAAAUUUUUCAGUAAUUCACAGGCAUUUAAGCCAUGCAUUGCUACUAGAAUUUUGAACUAAUGUUGCUGCCUGCUACGARUGUGAGUUGUAGUUACUGAUAAUGGAUCUGUCUCUCUAUUCCUUUCAUUCASGGAAAAAUAACUGAAUAUUUUGAGAAUAUAUAGGAGUGAGUAUGAAAAACUCACUUUGUAGUUUGCUUUUUUGGUUCAGUUAUUUACAGUUGCAAUUCUGUGGCCCUAAAAGGAAACAAAGCAAUUUUCCUUCCACAAAAAAAGUGCUGCUGGCAUCACAUCAUGCAGAAGUGGUUUAGAGUAGAUGCCUGCAGUAUGCAUGUGCAGUUUUAUCCCAUCUUAUUUUUAAAUGGUUAUCUGCGCAUCCCUCUGGUUCGCAAUCCUAUUCCAAAAAUACCUGGGGUUUAUCCUUAUCAUAUUGCCCAGCUAACAGUAAGAAAUAGGCUCAAGUGGCUCAGUACAGAUUAGAUUUGCCUCUUAUGCAACAAGGUACAAGAUCCAGGGAGAAGGCAGAGACCUGCCUUGGGAAGAGCUCUGUCCUCUGCGGGCCAGGGAAUCCCUUGGCAAUGCCCCUUGCACAUGCUGAGAGCACCAGUUCACAUUCCUCCAACUUCACAAGCAGAAUGCUGCACUGAAAAGGGAUUCAUUUGUUCACAGRGGCCAGGAUAAAUAAUGUCCAGAGGUUUCUGAAACUUAUCUUAAAUAACUCAAAGUUAAUUGCAGUUUUUGUAACACUUUUUUUUUUUUUUAAUUACUUUAAAGUUUUCCAGCUCUGCAUACCUGGUGACCAGGACAAGCAUCUAUACUAGUUUCUUCCAGCUUUUAAAGCCUCCUGCAUAACCGCCUCUGCCCCAUUCAGCGCUGAAUGGACGGUGCGCUGAUCUUUUUCUCGAAAGGCAGAUGGGAGCAGAAAAUGUUGCAAUGAAGAAUAUGGAAUGAGAUGAGAUCACAGCAUCAGUCUGUCCUUUGUAGAUCUGGACAAUGAUCACAGAGCCAGAUUGGAUUAGUGAAACCUAUUUACCAGAAGUUCAGAGCGGUUGCAUGAAGCUGAAAGGCAGUCAGUAGGGAGAGGUGGAAAAUGCACCAGAUUUACAGCUGCAGCGAUGAAAAUUUAGAAGUUUUCACCACUGUGAUUUCAUCCAAAUCAUGUAGUCCUGCCCGAAGACGAGCCAAACAGCACAUCCUAGCAAAGAGUGUCGUGGCCAUCUCRGAGCGCCGGCCCCACCAGGGUGACCUUCUGCAUGUGCUGUACGAGGCCAGGGGCGAGGAGGAGGCGCGGGGCGUGGGCUGCCUGCAGGGCGGGCAGAGGGGACCCUGCCCCACCAAGGGCACUGCCCAGCACGUGGGAAUUACUGAACGAGAGUCGCCCAAGUCCUAUAAUCACCUGUUGGAUGGAAAAUCUUUGAUUCCUCCAUCUCCAGUUGCCCAUAUCACAGUGAAAGCUGUGGCUGUCACGGGUUCGCCCACACGCGACCGCACUUCCACGGAAGACCACAGGCAGUGCUGGAGGAAGACAACAGAGUAUGACCUGGCCCUGCCACCAGGAGCAGAGGCUUCCCUGCCACUGACAGGAGGCAGCCUGUGCGGGACACCCAGCCUCCUGAGGAAGAUGUGGAUGAAGCACAAGAAGAAGUCAGAGUACCUGGGGGCCACAAACAGUGCCUUUGAGGCGGACUGAUAAGGCUCAGCGUCACUUGGAAAGGCAGAAGCUCCUUUAGCAGGACAAGGUGCUUUAGGAUCAAUGAGGGAACAGACGCAGCACAGCUCAUCCAGGAAAACUAUAUCCUUUUUUUUUUACUUGAUGCCAUUGCCUCAGAAGAGAGGGAAAAGGCUAACUAAGGUCAAAAUGGUGARCAUGAUGCAACUCAAUGGCCUUUCCUUGUUGCAUUACAGUAAAACCCCAACUAUCCCACUAGAUUUAUAUCUUGACUCGAUGCUGAGACUACUSCUGACCCAUUCACCAUUUUCUGUGUCCUAUCUGAAUGAGCUCGGACUUGCAACAAGAAAAGCCUCCCGAGAGGUUUGUGUAUUCCUGCAAGGCAACAGAUUGAUUUCAGAGUGCCAUUAAAUCCAGGGAUCUACUUGUUGUGCACCUCUGCUUAUCGUCUUUCCCCUCUCAUAUCAUGAGAUAAAAACCACAUCUUGCGAUAUGCUUGGCUGAAUGACAYAUGUUAAACAUCUCUUUUUUUCCCUUCAGUUUUGUUGUUUCRGUACAGGAGUAAAAGAGGCAAAAAUUCUAAAACAAUGGGGCAGAACUGAGCAAGUUUACAAACAUAUGUACCAAUUUUUGUUUUGUAACGAGUGGUGUUUUAAGGUGUCCUGCCAAAUCAAACUAUGAGCAACUGGAAAACCUCAAGAGAUAUUUUCUGCUGUAGAACCUGCUUAUAAGUGAAGUGGUAGUCAGCAAUUUACUCUCUACCCAUGUGGUAGAGGAUAUUACAUUAAGUUCACAAAAUACUAGGAGGAAGGAAAAUAYGUAAAUGGUGCAACUAGGUGACUAAGUAUGAGAUAUUUGCAUGUAAGAGACCUGUGCUUAUGAAUGGAUGAAUUUAAUGGAAUUUGCUUUAAAAAUUAUUUUUUUUUUUAAUUUAGAAAUUGCUGGUCAGGUCCCCUUCAGUUUUUUUUUUUCCCAAAAAAAAGAACAAAACAGUUUUACAGAAAAAAAAUUUCACUUAUUGUUAUGGACAAUAUUAUAUUAGUCAUACUUGCCUUCUGUGAGUGCACUCCUAGUAUUAUAAAARACAUCGGUUUCCCUAAAUACAGAACUUUAUAUUUAAAGUUGGAGGAGGCGUAUCUCCUGUUGUUCAUAGCAAUGAUGACCUCUAAUCUAACUGCCAGUGCACCAAAGCGUAAAUUAAAAAUAAAGGUCUUACUCUGUGUCAGCAGCAGAGGGAAGGAGCUCCCAUCUGAAACUUCUUGCCUGCAGCCAGUGCAGUGAAAUGCAUGGAGAUGCCAUCACAGACAGUGCCACUGUAGG